CUCUCAGGGUUAAUGAGUACAGUGGAAUUAGGUGCUCAGUCCAUCAUCUACGAACUGUCGACCAUCGCGUACUUGCUGCCACAAGGGAUGAGCGUGGCCUCCAGUGUCCGCGUGGGGAAUGCCUUAGGCGCAGGGGACGUUGACCAGGCCAAGAGGUCGUGCAUCAUGGCCCUCCUUUGCACCGGGGUCCUUGCGGUGGUUUUCGCUGCGCUGCUGGCGGCCCUGAAGGAUGUGGUGGCCUACAUCUUCACGGACGACAAAGAAAUUGUUGCUUUGGUCUCCAAAGUGAUGCUGAUUUUCUCACCGUUUCACCUGUUCGAUGCCAUGGCGGCCACUUCCGGAGGGGUGCUGAGGGGCGCCGGCAAGCAGAAAAUUGGCGCCAUCGCCAACGCGGUGGGCUACUACGUCGUCGGGUUGCCCAUUGGGGUUACACUGAUGUUCGUGUACAAGCUUGGCGUGAUGGGUUUGUGGACCGGAUUAAUCGUCUGCAUCUCUCUGCAAGCUGCAUCCUUCUUGGUUGUCGUCUUACGCAUGAACUGGAAAAAAGCCGCCGAAGAGGCUCAGAUUCGAGCUGGACUAACAGCCAGAGAAGGAAGUCCUGAGGAUUCUGUCAGUGCAGAUUAUCUUGCGAUGAAUUUGGAGGUGCCCAAUGGAGAUACUCCCAGCUGUUUUGUCCACCCGGGUGAAAACUUAGAGGACCAUGAGCCUCUUCCCGGCGAAGAGGUGCCCCAGUUUAUUGCUUCUCCGACACCAGGGGCCUUAUCCCGCAAGCAACUUCUUCUCCGGCGCGGACUGGCACUGCUGUUAGCCGUCGCCACCUUGCUUUUAGGGGUUGUCAUCCAUCUCCUGCUCUGAGAACGGCGGAGUUGUGCAACAUGGGAAGACCAAAGAGGGCAGCCGUUUGGGAGACCUUCUUACCUCAUUAGUGCUCACCCCCAAAGAAUCUAAAAGUGAUCCAGCCUGGGAUCUGAUCCCCAGGAAUGGUUGCUCUUUUACCAUCAGCCUGGACCAACGAUGGGGAAAGACUUGGUGGAAAGACUUAACUUGCCUUUAAAGGCACUUGGAAAAUCACAUUGGAAUAAAUCCAA
Notechis scutatus (mainland tiger snake) is the source of this 1088-nucleotide messenger RNA. NCBI's taxonomy places the organism in Eukaryota, Metazoa, Chordata, Lepidosauria, Squamata, Elapidae. The record is from RefSeq and is a predicted model, not a curated record.